AUGGUGUUUUCGAAGCUCAAAGGGUCGAAGCCCAACCAAGAGGCGACUGCCCAUGCCCAGGAGGAGGCUCCUAAGUUUGAGCAUGUUACCUGGUACCAGGACCCCGGUCUGCGGAAGCUUUAUUGGCAUGCCUUUAUUCUUUGCAUUGGCUCAGCCAGUACUGGUUACGAUGGCAUGUUCUUCAACUCGGUGCAAAACUUUGACUCGUGGAAGGAUUAUUUCGAUCACCCCGCCAAUCACCUUUUGGGUCUUCUCGCUGCGCUCUACCAGAUUGGCAGUCUGGGCUCGAUUCCCAUUGUUCCCUACUUCACCGACCAUUUUGGUCGACGACUCCCCAUCGUCAUCGGCGGUGUGAUCACUAUUGCCGGUGCUUUGCUUCAGGGUUGUUGCCAGAACAUGGGCGGUUAG
Molecule: messenger RNA, 408 nt
Organism: Colletotrichum spaethianum
Lineage: Eukaryota; Fungi; Ascomycota; Sordariomycetes; Glomerellales; Glomerellaceae
Product: high-affinity glucose transporter
Exons: 2
Coding region: 1-408 (135 amino acids)
Biological process (GO): transmembrane transport; carbohydrate transport
Cellular component (GO): membrane
Molecular function (GO): carbohydrate:proton symporter activity
Source: RefSeq, a predicted model, not a curated record